This is a messenger RNA of Emiliania huxleyi CCMP1516, 705 nucleotides long. RefSeq lists its product as hypothetical. The coding region runs from base 1 to 705 and encodes 234 amino acids. Lineage: Eukaryota; Haptophyta; Isochrysidales; Noelaerhabdaceae. The record is from RefSeq and is a predicted model, not a curated record. The transcript has a single exon.
AUGCGGCUCGACUCGCUGCCCUCUCGGCGCGCUGCCGUGAGCGCAGCCUUGCUGGCCUCUUGCGCCUCGCUACCGCGCUCGCCGCCUCCAGCCUUUGCUUUCGAGAACCGCCUGCCACCGGACGAGCUGGAGCUCAAGUACAAGCAGCCGCGGACGGCAGGGCCACAGCCGACGGAUCUCGGCGUGCGGGCGGGCGGAGCGCUGAAGCCGUGCACCGACGGUAAGCCGCACUGCUUCUCGUCGAGCCCAGAGUCCUUUGACGGGUAUGAGGACGCCGCCGACGAGGCAGCUGGCUGGCUCGUGCAGCCCUUCCGAUUCGACAUGCCGCUGGCCGACGCGGUGGCGGACGUCAAGGAGGCUAUCGUGUCUUACCCGCCGGGGCAGCGCGGUAUUGACGGAGGCGGCUUCAGGGUGGUCAAGGAGUCGACGUCGGCGCAGGCGGCUUACAUCUACGUGCAGUACGAGUCCCGGCGCAAGGGCUUCGUCGACGACAUGGAGUUCGCGCUGGCCAACGGCGUCGUCAACGUGCGCACGAGCUCGCGGCUCGGCUACCUGGACAUGGGCGUGAACGCGAAGCGCUUCACCUGGUUUGCGGAGCGGCUCGGCGCGCAGAGGGGGUGGAAGACGGUGCCGCUGCGAGCCAAGGGGCACGAAGAGUAUUUCGCGCUCAACGGCAUCACCGACAAGGAUAUCAUGAGCUCUUGA